GCGGCGUCAACAACGCCCUCACCACUCACUUCCUCCCGCCUCCCUUGGAACUUUCGCCAACUCCUCCUCCGGCUUCGUAUGCUCUUUCUCCGGCGUCUUCUGCUGGAACGAUCAACAGAACCGUGUCAUCUCUCUUUCCCUCUCCUCCAUGUCCCUUUCCGGCACUCUCCCCUCCGAUCUCCGCUUCUGCACCUCCCUCCAAACCCUAGAUCUCUCCUCCAACUCCAUCUCCGGUGGUCUCCCCUCUUCCCUUUGUAACUGGCUUCCUUACUUGGUCUCCCUUGAUCUCUCCUCCAACCAACUCUCCGGCCCUCUCCCCGCCGAGCUCUCCAAUUGCCGCUUCCUCAACGCCCUAAUCCUCGACCACAACAGCUUCUCCGGCUCUAUCCCCGCCUCCAUCGCCCGCCUUGACCGCCUCAAACGUCUUGACCUCUCCGAUAACCAGCUCUCCGGUGCUAUCCCUCCAUCUCUCCCCGUCUCCGACCCCUCCGCCUUCGCCAACAACCCUUCUCUCUGCGGCCACCCUCUCCACUCCUGCCACAGCUCCCUCACACGCACCAGCCUCAUCAUCAUCAUCGCUUCCGGCGUCUUCGGCGCCGCUGCGUCCCUUCUCCUUGCCUUCCUCAUCUGGCGCUGGCGCUCAAAGAAACACCUUGCUGGCGCCGCCGGCGAGGACGGCCUCCGCUGGGCAGACCGUCUCCGCUCAUCCCAACACCGGCUCACUGAGGUAUCGCUUUUCCACAAACCCAUCGUCAAGGUCAAGCUCGCGGAUCUCAUGGCAGCCACCAAUGGCUUUCACCCCAACCACAUCAUCACCGCUGGCAGCUCCCGCAACGGCACUGCCUACAAAGCCGUGCUCCGUGAUGGCUCUGCCCUCACAGUGAAACGUCUCCAUGGAUGUGAUCUCCUUGAAAAGCCAUUCCGUGCCGAGAUGAACCGGCUCGGCCAACUCCGCCACCCGAACCUCGUCCCUCUUCUCGGCUUCUGCCUCGUCGAAGACGAGAGGCUUCUCAUCUACAAAAACAUGCCCCAUGGUUCCAUUUCUGACCUCCAAUUCGAACUCGAUUGGCCGACAAGGCUCAAGAUCGGAGUCGGGGCUGCCCGGGGAAUCGCUUGGCUUCACCAUGGCUUCCAAACACCAUACAUUCAUCAAAGCAUUAGCUCCAGCGCUGUCCUCCUCGAUGAAGAGUACGGUGCCCGGUUCACCGAUAUUGGUAUUCUCCGGCUGCUGACUAAAACCAGUGAAGCCGGAGAGCAGGGCUACAUUACGCCGGAAUUGGCCAUUAGUACUACUGUUCCAUUGGUUGCUACUACUAAGAGUGAUGUGUAUGCAUUUGGAGUGGUUCUCUUGGAGUUGGUAACAGGGCAAAAGGCAAUGGAGAUCAGUGAGUGUGAUUACAAUGGAGAUGUGUUCAAAGGGAGCUUGGUUGAUUGGGUUUGUUUGUUGUCAGCUUCUGGAAGGAUUGGUGAUGUUGUUGAUGUGUGUAUUAGAGGUAAAGGGUAUGAUGGUAAGAUCAUGCAGUUCUUGGAUGUUGCUCGCCAGUGUGUUGCUGCUAGGCCUCAGGAUAGGCCUUUAAUGUAUAAGGUUUAUGAAUCAUUGAAAGCCAUUGAAGGUGAUGAUGAAGAGGAUGAGCUUGAUGAGUUUCCUCUGAGUUUUGGUAAGGAUGUUGUUUAGUGUUUCUUGCAUAUUUGUUUAGCUCUAAUGGGAAUAGACUAAGAGACUUGUUAUUGGUAAUGUAAUUAGUUAUACUGUAUGUACUACUACUACUACUACUACUAUGUAGUUCAUGAGAGUAUGCUUGGUUUGGUGAUUUAUAUAGUUCAAUAAAGAGGGGUUAAAUUAGACA
Dioscorea cayenensis subsp. rotundata (Guinea yam) is the source of this 1847-nucleotide messenger RNA. Its product is annotated as probable inactive receptor kinase At1g27190. The record is from RefSeq and is a predicted model, not a curated record. Gene Ontology annotation, molecular function: ATP binding; protein binding; protein kinase activity. NCBI's taxonomy places the organism in Eukaryota, Viridiplantae, Streptophyta, Magnoliopsida, Dioscoreales, Dioscoreaceae. Gene Ontology annotation, biological process: protein phosphorylation.